Messenger RNA from Maniola jurtina (meadow brown), 1248 nucleotides. RefSeq lists its product as uncharacterized. Lineage: Eukaryota; Metazoa; Arthropoda; Insecta; Lepidoptera; Nymphalidae. Gene Ontology annotation, cellular component: plasma membrane. The coding region runs from base 1 to 1197 and encodes 398 amino acids. Gene Ontology annotation, molecular function: odorant binding; olfactory receptor activity. The transcript is spliced from 6 exons. Gene Ontology annotation, biological process: sensory perception of smell; detection of chemical stimulus involved in sensory perception of smell. The record is from RefSeq and is a predicted model, not a curated record.
AUGACUGCUAGUACAAAACACUUGCUAAAAAGCUACUGCAGAUACGUGUAUUACGCAGGAGCUGGCAAUUUUUGGUACGAGAAUAUUUACCCGGAAACAGGCUGUUAUAAAAUUUACAGCGUCAUUUCAUUCUCUAUAUACUUCGUUAUGAUACUCCUCGAGAACCUCGCGUUUCUAUUCGGCGAUUUUCCUGAAGUGGAAAAGAAGUCAUCCAUGAUGUUCGCGGCUAUUCACGAUAUUAUCCUUAUCAAAACGUUUCUUCUCCUUUACCAUAAGAGCUCUAUAAGGCAACUCAACUAUGAAAUGGCAACUGUCAUGCAAGCUUUUGAAGAGGACAAGUUUAUGAAGAAGCAGCAAAUGAAAGUAAAGUGGGGAAUUACCUUUUAUGUCAUUACAGUGUACCUAUCUUUGAGUGCCUAUGGCGUCGAGAGUUUGAGGAAGUCAGUUGUUGAAGGGACACCUUUCUACACUGUGGUCACAUACUUUCCUCAUUAUCAAGAUGAGUCCAUCAUUGCAAGUAUUUUACGUGUAUUUUUCUACAUGACCUGGCUGUACAUGAUGCUGCCUAUGAUCUCAGUUGAUUGUAUGCCUAUAAUACAUCUCAUUACCAUAGCGUAUAAGUUCAUUACGUUAUGUCAACACUUCGAGAGGAUUAGACGAGAUUUCGAUAAGAACGCGUUAGUCAUGAGGAAUGAAGCUGCUACUAAAUUAUUGAAAGCAGGCUGUUUAAAAGGAAUUCGGAUGCAUCAAAAGUUAAUGUUCCUUGCAGAUGAAAUACAUCGCGUAUUUGGCAUCACAAUGUCGUUACAAGUUUGCGAAAGUUCGGCCGUGGCAGUUUUGCUUUUGCUACGCUUAGCGCUUUCUCCUCAUCUGAACUUGACAAACGCGUUCAUGACGUAUACGUUUGUUGGAUCCUUGUUCUUUCUAUUGGCACUAAAUCUUUGGAAUGCGGGAGAGAUUACUUAUCAGGCAUCACUGUUGGCUAACUCAAUGUUUUACUGCGGCUGGCAUCUAUGCAAGAUGGACCAGCAACCUCACAAUGACAUAAGACGUUUGGUUCUCAUUGGAUGUACGCAAGCUCAGAAGCCGCUCAUACUCAAGGCGUUUGGUAUUCAGGAUCUCUCGUAUAACACUUUUGUAUCGGUAGCAAGAAUGACGUAUUCGAUUUUCGCUGUAUUUUAUCAGCGCCGAGAGUGAAGAUGAAAAUAUGGCGUCUAUUCUUAACGGACAAAAUAUUAGUAUAAACUU